GCGGGGAGGAAGGCACGGCUCGUGGAGCCGAGGGACGUGCGACUGCACCCGCGUGGUCAUGGAGGCGCCGCCGCCGCCGCCGCCGCUACCCGCGACGACUCCGGCCCCCGGCCCCAGCCGAAGGCUACUGCUGCUGCCGCUACUGCUCUUUCUGCUGCCGGCUGAAGCUCUGCGGGGCUCGGAGGCAGAGGAGAGGCUCCGAACUCGCGAAGAGGAGUGCCACUUCUAUGCGGGUGGACAAGUGUACCCGGGGGAGGCGUCCCGGGUUUCGGUCGCCGACCACUCCCUGCACCUCAGCAAAGCCAAGAUUUCCAAGCCAGCACCUUAUUGGGAAGGAACAGCUGUGAUAAAUGGAGAAUUUAAGGAGCUGAAGUUAACUGAUUAUCGUGGAAAAUACCUGGUUUUUUUCUUCUAUCCACUUGAUUUCACUUUUGUGUGUCCAACUGAAAUUAUCGCCUUUGGUGAUAGAAUUGAGGAAUUCAGAUCGAUAAACACUGAAGUUGUAGCAUGCUCUGUGGAUUCACAGUUUACCCAUUUGGCCUGGAUUAAUACCCCUCGAAGACAAGGAGGACUUGGGCCAAUAAGUAUUCCACUUCUUUCCGAUUUGAACCAUCAGAUCUCAAAGGACUAUGGUGUCUAUCUGGAAGACUCAGGCCACACCCUUAGAGGUCUUUUCAUUAUUGAUGACAAAGGAAUCCUAAGACAGAUUACUCUGAAUGACCUUCCUGUGGGUAGAUCCGUGGAUGAGACACUGCGUUUGGUUCAAGCAUUCCAGUACACCGACAAACACGGAGAAGUCUGCCCUGCUGGUUGGAAACCUGGUAGUGAAACAAUCAAACCUGAAGAUGCCAUGAAAGCCUGGUGGCCAAAAGAAGAGCUAUAAUCCCAGAUCCAGCUGGAAAACUGAAGUAUUUCGAUAAACUGAACUGAAAAUACUUCCUCAGGUCAUGAUGCUUGAAACUUCUCAGUAAAGUUCACCAUUGUAUUACCACA
Molecule: messenger RNA, 993 nt
Organism: Vicugna pacos (alpaca)
Lineage: Eukaryota; Metazoa; Chordata; Mammalia; Artiodactyla; Camelidae
Source: RefSeq, a predicted model, not a curated record